Molecule: messenger RNA, 780 nt
Organism: Fusarium mangiferae
Lineage: Eukaryota; Fungi; Ascomycota; Sordariomycetes; Hypocreales; Nectriaceae
Exons: 3
Coding region: 1-780 (259 amino acids)
Source: RefSeq, a predicted model, not a curated record
AUGCUUCCCAGCCUUCUUCUCUUUGCCCUCGCUGGCUUCUCCAGAGCCUCUCCCACUGGCCUUCUUACCACUUCCCAUGAUCUACAGGCCAGGGAGAUCCACGCUGAUGAACUUCAUGCUCGCGCCCUCGCUAAUCACCCCAAAGACCUCAUCAUUGACUCAGGGGAUCUCAAUGACUACAUCAAGAAGCACCCCAACUCUGAUAGCGUAGUCUAUCUGAAGGACAAACAGUCCUUCGUACCAUUGUCAAGCGUCUCGGAAGUCGAAGACAAAGAAGCUAAGGACGACAAGUCCAAGCGUCAGUACACUGGCCCUUGCUAUGUCUAUGACCAGUGGCAGGCCCGCGACUCCCAAUCCUACUGGGGCCCGUGGGAGACAGCUUCAGGUUGCCUUUACACUGGCUUGAGUGAGGGUUCAGGUACCCGUACUAUAAGCUGGUCCAAAUCGGUCUCAGUUGAAGUCUCAGGUGGCUUAGAUUGGAACCCCAUUAAGGAUGUCUUGGGAGUCUCUCUUGGCCUUGCUGUCACAAACACCUGGACUGAUGGUGGUAAGAUUGACUGUAACAUCCCUGCUGGAUCAGUCGGUCAGAUCUGGGCCCAGAAAUAUCUAGGAGAAGCACACAUGUGGAAGAGAAUGUGCCAGUCAUGCGGCGCCUCUGGCCAAAAGUGUCUCGGUGACUGGGAAGAAGCUGGAUUUGUCAAAGCUCCAACUGAUGGUUCGGAUCCUGGCAAGAACCUUAACACUGGCUGCAGCACUGGCAAUGAGAACGUCAAAUGCUAG